This is a messenger RNA of Epinephelus lanceolatus (giant grouper), 1392 nucleotides long. The record is from RefSeq and is a predicted model, not a curated record. Lineage: Eukaryota; Metazoa; Chordata; Actinopteri; Perciformes; Serranidae.
CUUUGUUUACGUCCCGUUGGUUAGCUGACAGCUGUUGUAGCGUUUCACCCACACAAACAACCACGUCUGCGUGUCUCUGGCGGUCACCUGGAGCUUCGCAAACUUUAAGCCGACUACUCUGGAUGUCGUGGAUGGGAUGUUUUGUUGAAUGACGGGGAGCCGCUAGAUGCCGACAGGAGGAUGAACUCCAUCACCGGUCGGGUUCUCGCCAUCCCCGCCGCCUCUGUCACCAACUCUGGAGCUUCAUCCUCUCGAGCCUUACAUGUAGAGCUCACGUCCCAGCAGAGGCGAUUGCGUCAUCUCCGGAGCAUCGCGGCCAGAAACAUUGUCAACAAGAAUGGUUCCCCACUGCUGGACACUUACUUCACCCUCCACCUCUGUAUAGGAGACCGCAUAUCUAGAGAUUUUUACAAGAGUGAAGUCAUACGAGACUCGCUGAAUCCAACUUGGCGGAGUCUGGACUUUGGCAUGCUGCCGGACCUUCUGGACACCUCAGUGUCUUGCUUCGUGGUGAGGAUCUGGGGAGGACAGGAGGAGCAGUACCAGCUCCUUAUAGAAUGGAAGGUCAACCUGGAUGGCCUCAGAUACACAGGACAGCAGAUUCGAUCCAGGAAUCCGAAUGAGAUAAUAUUUGGAUUGAAUGAUGGCUACUAUGCAGCUGACUUUGAUCAUAAGGAUCAGUCGGAGCGGAAGAAAAAGCUUCAGGUCGACCAGAGUUCAGUCAGGAACUCCUACAGUGUUUUCUCUUUGCUCAGGCUUCACACAGCCCAGAGAGCCAUUAAGCAGACCCAAGUGACAGUCCAGAAGAUUGGGAAGGAGAUCGAAGAGAAGCUGAGGACGACGGCGACCUGCACAGAACGGAAGAAAGAGCGAGAGUGCAUGCAGCUGCGUAUAGCCGUGCUGCGCAGUGAGCUGCAACGGCAGAGGAAGGCACUUGGCAGGGAGAUAGAUCUGCGGCAGAAGGAGAGGACACAGCUUCAGAAGAAAGAGGAAGCGUUCUCCGCUCAGCACGAGAGUCUGAAGGAGGAGAAAGAAUCUUUAACCAAGCUGCAGAAGGAAUGCACUGCCAAGAGAGAGCAGUUCCUCAAGUCCAACGCUCAACUCACCUUCCGCUGUCGUCAGCUCCUGUCUGAGCUCUCCUACAUCUACCCCAUUGAUGUGGCUAAUCAGUCAGAUUAUGUCAUCUGCGGAGUGAAGCUGCCAAACUCUGAAGACUUUCAAGCAAAGGAUGAUGGGAGCGUGGCAGUCGCCCUGGGUUACACGUCGCACCUGGUCCUGAUGAUUUCCUGCUUCCUGCAGAUCCCUCUUCGGUAUCCGGUGAUCCACAAGGGUUCACGCUCCUCCAUCAAGGACACAAUCACUGACAGGCUCACUGAGAAGGAGAGAGAGUAA